AUGACCAAAUCAACCUCUAGACGCCAUCAACAAGACGUGGACGAGCCAUCACAAACCUCCACUCGAUGCCGAAUUGUGUACAAUCCUCAAAACAUUGAUCGUUCGAAGCGAGUCGCACCCGGCUGUGAAAUCAAUCUCAACAACAUCCUCGCUGCAUCCAAGACUCGAAGCAGAAGUAAUGUCAACUAUCGAACACUCAACAACAGUGGAGUGGUCAUCAAGACCAAUCGCAAAUCAAAGAACAAUAUUUACAUGCGAACCAAGUCCACUGAGAAGAUUCAAAAGACUUCCAAGAAGAAGAAUUCUCUGAAGAACAAGAGAUCAGAGGAAGCCAAUGAUGAUGACAAGGAAAAUGUGGUGAACCAUCAAGAAGAUGCUGAAGAAUCUACCGGUGAAGAAGAAGAAAAGGAAGAGACUUGUGAUAACUCAACUUCUUCUGCUCCUCCUCAAAGCGUUGAAUUGGUUCCAUCAUUCACAGCUCAAGAUGAAGAAAUGGAUGAAUCUGUGUAUCAAGUCAGUCUCUCUUCUCAAAUCAAAACCCUCUUGACAGAAAAGCUAGGAGCAGUAUUGCCAGAAACCGAAUCUAAAAAGCAUCGUCGAACCUUUGGAGUGUAUCGUUUGCCACUCGCUGUGGUUGAAUGGGGUCGUAUUUGGGCCAAUACCGUCAAGUCGACCAACUUGAUCAAAUUAUUCAAAUGUGAAACGAGUGAACUCUCGUUUUCUACUCUUGAAUUCACAGAAAUGGAUUUGGAAGAGGAAGAAAAGAAUUCAUUUGCCUUCUUGAAGGGAACAGACGAUCGAAUUGUCAUUGGUUCUGGUAACGAUACCCUCCUUGCCGUCAAAUUGGAGGAAGCUAAGAAUUGUGAAGAUUUAUUGGUCUAUGCCUUGAAGGAUUCUGCUCCUCACCAAGUAUUUGGACCAUUCAAGCUCUCAUGGAUCCUCGAAAAUUGUGAGAGUGAUGGUCAAGACACUCCUCAAGAACAAUAA
This is a messenger RNA of Naegleria lovaniensis, 987 nucleotides long. RefSeq lists its product as uncharacterized. Lineage: Eukaryota; Heterolobosea; Eutetramitea; Acrasida; Naegleriidae. The transcript has a single exon. Bases 1 to 987 code for a protein of 328 amino acids. The record is from RefSeq and is a predicted model, not a curated record.